This is a messenger RNA of Mucor velutinosus, 1464 nucleotides long. RefSeq lists its product as uncharacterized. The record is from RefSeq and is a predicted model, not a curated record. Gene Ontology annotation, cellular component: cytosol. The coding region runs from base 1 to 1464 and encodes 487 amino acids. Gene Ontology annotation, molecular function: 6-phosphofructo-2-kinase activity; ATP binding; fructose-2,6-bisphosphate 2-phosphatase activity. Gene Ontology annotation, biological process: fructose 2,6-bisphosphate metabolic process; fructose metabolic process. The transcript is spliced from 5 exons. Lineage: Eukaryota; Fungi; Mucoromycota; Mucoromycetes; Mucorales; Mucoraceae.
AUGUCCAACUCUAAUCUUCGUAUUGCAUGUGUGAUGGUAGGCCUGCCUGCUAGAGGAAAGACCUAUAUUUCCCAGAAAGUUUGCAGAUACCUUACUUGGCUCGGUAUCAAUACCAAGGUGUUCAACGUUGGCAAUUAUCGUCGCAAACUGUACGGCGCCAAGCAAGAGCACUCAUUCUUUGAUCCUGAAAAUCCCAUUGGUAUUCAGCAGAGAAAGGAAUCCGCUAAAGCAGCAUUGGAAGACAUGAUCCGUUGGUUCAACGAGGAUCAAGGCAUUGUCGCUCUUUACGAUGCCACCAACAGCACACAGCAAAGAAGACAGUGGCUGCAUGAGGCACUCACUCAGGAGCAUAUCCAGGUGUUUUUCAUCGAAAGCAUUUGUCAAGAUGAAUCCAUCAUUUUGGAUAACAUCAGAGAAGUGAAACUCACUUCACCAGAUUAUGCCAACACCGAUCCAGAGCUAGCAGUCAGUGAUUUCAAGGCCAGAAUUGAUCAUUACAAAGAUCAGUACGAGACCAUCACCGAGAAUGACUAUACAUACAUUAAGUUAAUUAAUGUCGGCAGCCAGGUUAUCAUCAACAUGAUCCGUGGGUACUUGGAGUCUCGUAUUGUGUACUAUUUGAUGAACCUUCAUACGGCACCACGAAAGAUUUACAUGAGCAGACACGGCGAGUCCAUGUUCAACCUCGAGGGAAAGAUUGGCGGUGAUUCUGCUCUGUCACCACGAGGCAUGCUGUACGCAAACAAGCUGCCUGAACUGAUCAAGCAAAACUUGGGCGAUAAGGAUCUGAUUGUUUGGACAUCUACCAUGAAGCGAACUAUCCAGACAAGCUCACUGUUGGACUAUCCCAAAAUGCACAGAAAGGCAUUAGAUGAACUGGAUGCUGGUAUGUGCGAUGGCAUGACCUACGAGGAGAUUGAAGAGAAAUAUCCUGAAGAUUAUGCAAACCGUGACGAGGACAAGUUCAACUACAGAUACAGAGGUGGCGAGUCAUAUAGAGACGUGGUGUUGAGACUGGAACCAGUGAUCAUGGAUCUUGAGCGUCAAGGCAACAUCCUUAUCAUUGGACAUCAGGCAGUGCUGAGAUGUAUUUAUGCGUACUUUUUGAACUACAGACAGGAAGAUCUGCCUUACAUCAAGAUUCCAUUACACACCGUCAUUGAAUUAACACCAAAGGCCUAUGGAUGUGAUGAAAAGAGAUACAAGGUUGACAUUGAAGCUGUGGAUACACAUCGUCCCAAACCCAAGGCAGGAGCAGCACCAGCUCUGAAAAAGAAGCCUUCUAAACUGGAUGUCAACGGCAAUGCAACUACAAAUGGCACACCGUCUUUGGGAGCGAGUGGUGAGAUUGUGCAUGACAUUGGAAGUCCCAUCUUGCCUAUCAGCCCGCAACUUUGGCCCUCCACAAGCGCAAAUACAGCAUCUCAACAUACCAAAACCCCUUCGCAAUUGCAUUUAGAAUAA